This is a messenger RNA of Marmota flaviventris (yellow-bellied marmot), 1897 nucleotides long. The record is from RefSeq and is a predicted model, not a curated record. Lineage: Eukaryota; Metazoa; Chordata; Mammalia; Rodentia; Sciuridae.
GCCGUCCUGCGAGGCCUCCUUGAGCCGGCCGGCGCAGGCGCAGUGUCCCCGGGCCAAGAUGGCGGCGCGGUGUUCCACACGCUGGUUUCUGGUAGCUGUGGGGAACCCGCGGCUGCUGGCUGCAGCGGGGAGAGGGGCCCGACCGCCGCGGGAGGGUGUGGUGGGGGCGUCUCUGGGUCGCAAGCUGAGCGUCCUCGCCUUCGCGCCUUUCUUGGGAGCUCGCGGCCCCCGGGCGCUGCUGACAUUGAGACCCGGUGUCAGCCUCACAGGAGUAAAAAGUUACCCUUUUGUUUGUACUGCCUACUUCCACACAAACACCCCUUUGGCCAAAGAAGAUUAUUACCAGAUACUAGGAGUGCCCCGCAAUGCCAGCCAGAAAGAGAUCAAGAAAGCUUAUUACCAGCUGGCGAAAAAGUACCACCCAGACACAAAUAAAGAUGAUCCCAAAGCCAAGGAGAAAUUCUCCCAGCUGGCAGAAGCCUAUGAGGUGUUGAGUGAUGAGGUGAAGCGGAAGCAAUAUGAUGCCUAUGGCUCUGCUGGCUUUGAUGCUGGGGCCAGCAGCUCUGGGCAGAGCUACUGGAGGGGAGGUCCCACCGUUGACCCUGAGGAGCUGUUCAGGAAGAUCUUCGGGGAAUUCUCAUCAUCUUCCUUUGGAGAUUUCCAGAGUGUAUUUGAUCAGCCUCAGGAAUACAUCAUGGAGUUAACCUUCAAUCAAGCUGCCAAGGGUGUCAACAAGGAGUUCACUGUGAACAUCAUGGACACCUGUGAGCGCUGCGACGGAAAAGGGAAUGAGCCCGGCACCAAGGUGCAGCAUUGUCACUACUGCGGCGGCUCUGGCAUGGAAACCAUCAAUACAGGCCCUUUUGUGAUGCGUUCCACCUGUCGGAGAUGUGGUGGCAGGGGCUCCAUCAUCACAACUCCCUGUGUGAUCUGCAGAGGAGCAGGACAAGCCAAGCAGAAAAAGCGAGUAGUGAUCCCUGUGCCUGCAGGAGUCGAGGAUGGCCAAACUGUGAGGAUGCCUGUGGGAAAACGAGAAAUUUUUGUCACAUUCAGGGUGCAGAAGAGCCCUGUGUUCCGGAGGGACGGCGCAGACAUCCACUCCGACCUCUUUAUUUCUAUAGCUCAAGCUAUUCUUGGGGGGACUGCCAGAGCCCAGGGCCUAUAUGAGACAAUCAAUGUGACGAUUCCCCCUGGGAUUCAGACAGACCAGAAGAUUCGCAUGACUGGGAAAGGAAUCCCCCGGAUUAAUAGCUAUGGCUAUGGUGACCACUACAUUCAUGUCAAGAUCCGAGUUCCAAAGAGGUUGACGAGCCGGCAGCAGAGCCUCAUCUUGAGCUAUGCUGAGGACGAGACAGAUGUGGAGGGGACAGUAAAUGGUGUCACCCACACAAGCACUGGUGGCAGGACCAUGGAUAGCUCCACAGGAAGCAAGGCUAGGAGUGAGGCUGGGGAGGACGAGGGAUUCCUUUCCAAACUUAAGAAAAUGUUUACCUCCUGAUAUCCCAGCCGAGGAAAACGGUCCACUGGAAACUAGGCCAGGAGCAGCAGCCUCUUCUGGUGGCCAAGGCACCUCAGAGAUGGGAGGAUUCCUGAACAGCAGCCCUGAGACCUGGCCUACAGAGCCCUCAGGACUGCCUGGCAACAGCAAAACCAUGUGACAGCACCUCUACAGGAAAGGCCAUGGUGGACAGCCCCUGGACAGUAAAAUGUAGCAUCCAGGGACUAGUGGAAGUUUCCUGUCCAUGGGUAGGUGACUUGCCUCUUCUGGCUCAAGCAGGAUAAGGCAGUUGGACUCUUCUUGCAGUACUAAAACUCAAAUCUGGAAUCAAAUGUGGAAAUCUUAGUUAAAAGAAUUAAAGGCCAUGCUCACAGCUUAAAAAUGAAGCCUUAAACUGUA